This is a messenger RNA of Heterocephalus glaber (naked mole-rat), 10442 nucleotides long. It is a transcript of the gene Slc24a2, whose product is annotated as solute carrier family 24 member 2. Gene Ontology annotation, biological process: long-term synaptic potentiation; intracellular calcium ion homeostasis; long-term synaptic depression. The record is from RefSeq and is a predicted model, not a curated record. Gene Ontology annotation, molecular function: calcium, potassium:sodium antiporter activity; calcium channel activity. Gene Ontology annotation, cellular component: plasma membrane. Lineage: Eukaryota; Metazoa; Chordata; Mammalia; Rodentia; Bathyergidae.
AGCUGAGUGCCCAGGCACACAAUCUGAACCUUUCCCGAGUCCAGCGACCUGUGCGUCGGUCCUUCCCGGGUGUCACGCAGGAGCCAGUCUGCGCACCGACCCGGGCCUGCUGUGUCCGGCACGCGACGCCAAGCCCGGGACCAGCAGGACCCCGCAGCUGGCCCGCGGGCUUCUGCGCCUCUCCAACGGCCUCCUCCCGGUUACCGGCCACGACCCGCCGAGAAGGACGCGGUGCUGCGCCUGCUGCGGACCGCAUAAAUGAUGACAAUUUCCCUUGAAGCCUAAGAAGCCCUGGUUGUGGAAGUGCCCCACAAGCACCUUAACUGUAAAGUGAGGAAGAGUAUGACUGACUGUCCGCUGGCAUCUGAACUUUGAAGACCACCAUGUCCACCACGAUGCCCAGGAUGGAGCUGCACCACAGCACCGCCAUCAGUCUCCUGGAGGAGUGGAGCUGCGAGGCAUCGCUGCCUAGCUACAGCAAACAGCGCAGUGUCAGGAAAAGACUGAAGUUAAUUCGAAUCUUAGGCCUUUUCAUAGGCCUGGUAGCCAUUAGCACUGUUCCGUUUUCAAUCAGUGCCUUUUCUGAGGCAGACACACAGAGCACAGGAGAGGCCAGGGUUGUAAGUGGCCCUAGUGUAGCACACAGUUACCGUCAAAGAACACUCUUAGAUUUAAAUGACAAGAUUCAGGAUCACACUUCACAACCACCUCUCCCUCAGGAAGGCAAAUCUGAGAACAGUACAGAUCAUGCCCAAGGAGACUACCCUAAAGAUAUCUUUUCCCUAGAGGAGCGAAGAAAAGGCGCCAUUAUUCUCCAUGUCAUAGGAAUGAUCUACAUGUUCAUAGCCUUGGCCAUUGUGUGUGAUGAAUUCUUUGUUCCUUCUUUGACUGUCAUCACUGAAAAACUCGGCAUCUCUGAUGAUGUGGCUGGAGCCACCUUUAUGGCUGCAGGGGGUUCGGCCCCAGAACUUUUCACAUCCCUCAUAGGAGUGUUCAUUGCUCACAGCAAUGUGGGCAUAGGCACAAUCGUAGGCUCCGCAGUGUUCAAUAUCCUUUUUGUUAUUGGAAUGUGUGCUCUGUUUUCUAGAGAAAUCUUAAACCUGACAUGGUGGCCACUCUUUCGGGAUGUGUCCUUCUACAUUGUUGACUUGAUCAUGCUUAUUAUAUUUUUCCUGGAUAAUGUUAUCAUGUGGUGGGAAAGCAUGCUUCUCCUGACAGCUUAUGUUGGCUAUGUGAUUUUCAUGAAAUUCAACGUUCAAGUAGAGAGAUGGGUGAAGCAAAUGAUAAGUCGGAAUAAGGUCGUCAAGGUGGCAGCACCAGAAGUUCAGCCAAAGUCAUCUACAGCCAGGGACAAGGAUGAACCAGCUCUCCCGGCCAAGCCGCGCCUCCAGCGAGGCGGAAGUUCUGCCUCCCUCCACAACAGUCUCAUGAGGAACAGCAUCUUCCAGCUUAUGAUCCACACGCUGGACCCCCUGGCUGAAGAACUUGGAUCAUAUGGAAAACUAAAAUAUUAUGACACAAUGACUGAAGAAGGGAGGUUCAGAGAAAAGGCUUCAAUUCUCCACAAGAUCGCUAAGAAGAAAUGCCAAGUGGAUGAGAAUGAGAGGCAGAAUGGGGCUGCCAAUCAUGUCGAAAAAAUCGAACUCCCAAACAGCACAAGCACAGAAGUUGAAAUGACACCAUCCAGCGAGGCUUCGGAACCUGUACAGAAUGGAAAUCUCUCCCAUAGUAUCGAGGCAGCAGAGACCCAGAAGACCACAGAGACAACUGAGGAAGAGGAUGACCAACCCCUCAGCCUGGCCUGGCCUUCCAACUCCCGCAAGCAGGCCACAUUCCUGAUUGUCUUCCCCAUAGUGUUUCCUCUCUGGAUCACCUUACCUGAUGUUCGAAAGCCUUCAUCAAGGAAGUUCUUUCCCAUCACGUUCUUUGGCUCCAUCACUUGGAUCGCAGUAUUCUCUUACUUGAUGGUCUGGUGGGCACACCAGGUUGGAGAGACCAUCGGCAUCAGUGAAGAGAUUAUGGGUCUGACCAUCUUGGCUGCUGGGACCUCCAUCCCUGAUCUUAUCACCAGUGUCAUAGUAGCCCGGAAGGGGCUAGGGGACAUGGCCGUGUCCAGCUCUGUUGGAAGCAACAUUUUUGACAUCACCGUAGGGCUCCCGCUGCCCUGGCUCCUGUACACCCUCAUCCACAGCUUCCAGCCCGUGGCCGUCAGCAGCAACGGGCUCUUCUGCGCCAUCGUCCUGCUCUUCAUCAUGCUGCUCUUCGUCAUCCUUUCCAUCGCACUCUGCAAAUGGCGGAUGAAUAAGGUGCUGGGCUUCGUCAUGUUCGGCCUCUACUUUGUGUUCCUGGUGGUCAGCGUACUCCUGGAAGACAGAAUUCUUGUGUGCCCCGUCUCCAUCUAGCAGAAAAGCCAUAUCCUGAACCAACAACAGCACGGAGACCCCUUCCUGCUCUGGGCUCCGGGGUCCUUAACUUCCUGAGAAGAAGCAGCGGGCACAAACCCGGGCGCCAGCGCCCUCCUGGGCGGGACGGAGGAGUCCACGCAAGACGAAGGCAACCGUCUGCGCAGGCCUCUCUCCACUCUCCGCUGAGGUACUCCUCGCUGGCCGGAGGUACAUUCAUUGUAAUGAUGCAGACAAGGAGUCUCUAUAUCCACGUAUGAAAUAUACACACAUGAACACGAAUCCUGCCUGUUCCUGUACUAUGCCUCUCCUUGCAUACCUAUAGAUGAACAUAUAACUGUACACAAAGAGAAAAGUAUAUAUAAAAUUAUAUAUAUAUAUAUAUAUAUAAAAGUACAAAUGCAUCUUUUCAGGGAUAGCUCUAGUAGAUUUAUAGUACCUAUUUGAGAAGGGGCAUAUCUACCUUCAACCUUCAGUCUGGGCUUUACCUCAUAAGCAGAAGAGGGAAAUCAUGAUAUCAACAGACAGGUGGCUCUGCUACAACCUUUGGCCUCCCUUGAAGAUGGAUGGUUUAGGGAAGCAGUUUCCAGGGAGGAGGGCUUAGUAAAGAGAGUCUGUAGGAACCCAAAGUUGAGCCCUCCAAAAUGUUCCCACAAGCCAAACAGGGAAGGCUAACUGCCCACCCCACUGUGGUGCAUGACAGGGAUUUAGGGCAGACAGGUAAAACCCAGACUGGAUUGAUACUAGUUUGGGGGGUGGGGUGAACAGGAUUGGGUUAUUUUGGUUUUUUUCUUAUAUUGCCCCAGCAUGCAAGUAGAAAAUAUGACUGCAAACUAAAUUAGUGCUUCUCUAGGACAGCAGAACUAUAUAAACUAAACCUUUAUCUUUCCAACACGUAUCCCAUUAUCAUCAAAAGGAGGGCGGUCUUAGUUGUGGUCAUCCUGUAGACAUACUUUGAAGCUAAGGGCUCACACAUAGUCAGAUGCCUGCCGGAAGAGCCGAGAUGUGUGCUAGGAACACCAUGCAGUAGCGGUGCUCAGCCAGACCUGCCACCCGCUGGGAAUGCGAGGGAGCGGCUCCAGGAAGCAUUUUCCAGUGUGGUCAUAAAGUGUCUAAGAAUCAUUACUUCCAGUAGAUCUAAAUUAGCUCUAACCAAUCCUGCUUGGAUGGGGUCAGCUUGGAGAUGUCUGAAGAGACAGUACACUUGGUGCAUCCCGGGAAGGUCUCUGAGUCUAGUCAUGGAUUUGGUUAGAGUCCACACGACAUCUGUGUCUCUCCUCCCAGGAGGACCCUAUCUGGACUCUGUCUGGUUUUUAGAGUUCACUAAAGACUCUACUCCAUUGCUUCAUUAUGCUGGUUUCAACCCAGUUACCCCAAAGUUUUGAUUUCUUAAUUUUUCUCAGCUUUACAUGGGACAUUCUCAUUCAAUUCCCUCAAGUUCUAUUUGACACUUUGUAUUAUUUCUCAGGUCUACUUCAGUGGAAAAUAAAACUAGCAGGGAGUGAACAAACUAAAUGGAUAAAAAAAAGUAUGUAGAACCUUUCAUUUCCCCCAAGUGAACAGAGGGUGGGCCAUUACGCUAUCCCACCGUGCUCUAUGUUGGCACAUACCACAAAUGCACACGGGGAGUCCACCUUGUGUGCUCCUGUCUCCAGUCCGUUCUGCUGCUCUGAUUACAUGAUGAGCCCGUACCUCUUCAUUUGGGAGACAGGAGGCAAGACUCACAGUUGAACACCAGGAUCAGUGACCAGAUCCCCAGCCCGAGGCCAUUCCUCCUCCCUGAGACCUCAGCUCCCUCUGCAGAGCAUGGCCGCAGCAGGAAGUGCCCAUCCUCACGCUUAGCCCACAAGGAAACAAAACUACAAAGGGGAGCCCUCCCUGCCCUGAGAAAGCAAGAAACCAAGCUGCUACCACUGAGGUGCUAGCUUUUCAGGCUCUGCAACUGCAUAACAUUGGGUUUUCAGAUGUGUGGGAGGAAGAAACCCUCAUCUCACUCAUCAAAGGCAGGACUUAGUAUUAGGCAAGAAUUUGUGUUGGGUGUUUAGAGUGAGAAAAUGAACUUUUAGUUUUAAAAAGCGUUGUUUGCCCUGAUACUGCCUGAAAGGGAACACAAAUGGUUAUUGUGUGAAUCCUAUUUUAUUGCCUAGUUUGUUCUUUGAAAGGUUUAAAUAGGUGACUUUGGGCACUGGAGGUCGAGUGCCACCUGCUCUGUCCCAGCCAUUCCUGAUUGUCCCCCUGCCUCCUUGCUCCUUCCCAUUCAUUCCUAGCUCACCUGAAGACUCAUCCAAGCAGCCAGCAAGAAUUUUCCUUGCCAAAGAGUUGGUAGCUCCAUUUCACAGAAAAUGUUCUGGUCUUUAAUGAAAGGGUUUCUGAGAAGACAACAUUUCAAGCCUAGUUCCCACGUGAAUUAUGUGCAGUAAGCAUGACCCAUGGAAGAAGUGUUCCCUGGCUGAAUGGUGGACAGGCACCUCCACUGCUUGCCCUUGCUUUCUCUUCAUGUAUGUGUCUUUGAGUGUGCGGUGAUGUGUUAGUGUACCAUCAUUUACACAGUUAUAAGAAACUUACCACAUCAGGGUUUCCAGAAUAGAUCGUCUUUAAACUCUUUCCUGACUGCCUGUGUAUAUGAGUAUCAGAUUUGUACAAUAUCAGUUACGUCAUUACCCUCUGACCUAAUCACAUUCACAACUCCAAAGCAAAGAACAUCCAAGUUUGCCAAAGUAAAGGAAAAGGGAAGUCAUGCACACCCACCAAAGGGAACAUUUCUUCCUAGUCCCAUAAGGUUGCUUUGUUCUAUGCAUAUUCAUAAACAAACACACACAUAUGCACUUAUGUUUUCACAGCCCCAGAAUAUACAUUUACAGCCUUAAGGAAACGGCCAGCCAUACCCCUACUGUUGAUGCAGAAGCAUAGAAUAGGCAACAGGAAGCACAGGGAAAAAUUCAGACUCCAGAUGCCCUCUUUGCUUCUCUCGAGCAGUAUACAAAAUAAUACCAAAAUUUCAUACCAACAUCUUACUAAAUCUAAAAUAAAUGAGCUGCAUCCUAAUGGUUUCAUUUACUCACAGCAAACCAAAUAGGUCUCACUUGCUGUCACCUCUCCUGUAACCCAGACAAACUCAGGACAGGAAAACAACUUGGUUCAAACCAAGACUUCUAAAAUAGAAACUUCUAACUUGCAUCUGAGAAUGCCUACACGUCUAGCUGCCCUCUUGACUUGACCAAUUCCUGAUGACCUGAAGUACCUGAUUAGAUGAUGCUGUUCAUCUUCCCAGGACCUUAGCUGAAUUGGGUGAUGGCAGAUUGGGAAGCAAAAUACAUGUGCAGGAACAGAGGGAGGAGGUUAUUUACUGGCUUGGCAGAUGCAGCAGAAUAUCUUAAAACCUUCCCCUGAAGAUUGUAAAAAGAGGCACGGACUGCUUUAUAUUCAGAGAAAAUGCUUUGUAAGGCUUCUAACAGGUGUCACCUGACAGGGGCCAUUAUAAUUUAUUUUAUAGGGAAGACAUGAAUCAGGUGGUUUGGAGCCCUUUCAGCAAAACACAGCUGCCUUGCUGAUUAGAUCAUGUCCAUAUGCAUCCACUCCUGGGCAGAAAGGAGUGGGCAGACUAGCCCCUACUGCUCAUCUUUUAAAUGUCUCUGUGAUAGUGAGAUAGGACAGGAGCUAUGAAGGAAAGCGCCCACUCCCAGGCCACCUUCCCAGAAAGUUAAUUGAGGAAAAGACAAUUGGUAGACAGAGUUGAAGAUGACACUUGUGUUACAAUGAUGUUCUGUUGAAAUCACUGCAUUGAAGUACUGAAAUAGGCCUGACAGCCUGUCUGAAUGCAAGCAGUUCCUCAAAUGUCAGUGUGCUUCUUCCUCACAUCUGUGCACACGUGUACACACACACACCCAAUUAUGUGAAUGCCAAGCUUCCUUGCACCAGACACAUUGCCAUUCCAGUAGAUAAGUGACCACAUUAUAGACAGCAGACAAAAGGAAGAAAGCUGUUCUUAGGGUGAUUUCCAAGAAAGUGUGCUCCAGAAGUUAAUGCUCAUUCUCACUAAGCCAGAUCUUACACCCCACUGGCUUAAUAUUAAAAGACAUACCCACAAGGCCUGCACCUCCGUCAACACUAUCAGCUUCAAUUAGCAGAUAAGGCCUUGGCAUUAGGGGUUAGUAAAGGUAGGAAAUGGAAAGAAAGGAGAAAUUAACUGACUUUACCAGGAUCCCUAAGCAAGCAAGUAUCACAUUGAAAUUUAUCCUUAUGUCAUUUAAAAUGGUUAAAAAUAUCAGGCUGUUUUAAACAAUUUCAAGAGCCCAUAUAUAGUCCUAGAUUUUAUUUUAAAUCCCUUCUCCAGAGGCCUUGGGAAAGAAAAGUAACCAUGUCUUUACCCCACUGUCUAUUUGAGUUAAGCUCCCUGCCUCUGUAGUUUCAUGCUUCUUUUUUUAAUCUCAAACCUUCAUGUUCUUUGAAAUAUAAAGCAAACAAUAAAAAGCAAUAAAGGAAAUAUAGCCAGCUCCACUCCAUUAUUUAUUAUUACACCAUCGCAAUAUUUCUUCUGUUGCACUGGGAGCUUCAGGGCUACAUGGGCUGUGGUGCUGAACCAACAGAAGACUGGGUUUCCGUGGAAGUCACAAGCUCACUCUGGGCUGUACAUAGAAGGAAUGUAUUUUGCACACAGUAUCCACAGAAGGUACACAGUGCCCCGUUACACAACUCCUUCACGUGUGAGCAUCAGCCUGGCUCCACAACACAUGAACCCCCGCAACAUUCAGGCUGCUCGUGAGUUUGAACCACGAGACUGGGUGAUAGGUAACUAAAUUCCCGGCGUGUCAGACAGUGAGGGGCUGCAUGGAACACCCUACAUGAUUAACAGCCUGGAAAACCUAAGCUAAUUGUUUGAAAAUAAACAGAUACCUAAGUCUGAGGGAGUGCCAUGAGUAUUCAUAGGCUGCCACUGAAGAUCUAACCCAGUAGGAGUUUGUCCAGCCAAUCACCGUAAUCCAAAAGGCAGCAUCCUCCAGGAAAGGGAGCCCCACAGAGGUGCUCCUGAUAUAACUGAGGCAGAAAAACCUCCCUCAGGUUAACCCUAGUCCCUCCAGUUGAAGACUUCAGCUUUUUUUUUUCUUUUUGGCAGAAAGCAGCUGCAUAUGGGCACUGUUCACUCUUUACCCCAACAUAGUUGGAAAUCACCCGUAAGCGACCCUUUACCUCCUUUUAUCCAAAGUAUCCUUACAUUUGUAUUUUGAAGUCCUUUUUUAAUCCUCCUAAUCACUUUUACAGUUCUUCUCUACUAUUUCUUUUUAAACACUCUCCUUUGUUCUUAAGUUAUUGUGCCUUGUGACAGAUCACAACAUGAGUACAGGUCUGAGCAGUGCUGAGUUACAGCCUGGAGCUUCUGGCUUUACUCCCUUGUUACACACCCCUCUUGCUCGUGCCUUUUAAAAAGUCACACUUUGUUGCUAAUUCACAUUUGUCUUUGUUCCUGUGGCCCCUGUGUCUCUCUCUCUUCAAGAUGUUUGGGUGAAGCCAGGGUAUUUCUCAGCCUGCCCCAUCCUUGUGUAGGUGUCUGGCUGCUGUGAGCCUUCUCUGUUGGCCUUAUUGAGUCUCUAUCUGAUUAUUUCUAACCUCACUUCCACAUUUGAAGUCCUAGCUGGACCGGUCCUUACCCUCCUGCAAGGUUCCCACCACCAACCUCCCAGUGUACUUGAUUUCGCCAGUUUAGCAGGCAUGUUUUCCUCCUCCUCCUCCCCACCCCCCGCCCCGCUCCUUGAUGUGAGCACUGGAGAAGUUGAGACCUCUGCCCCCAACAUGUGUUUGUGGUAACUGAGUGCUUCUUGGGGGCAGUCCUGCUGCUGAAAUGUGGACAGAAUUCACCACCACAGUUAAGUAGGGCAGUAGGGACACCUUCAGAGGACCAGCAGGGGUUGGUUCUCCAGUGAGAAGUGUCAACGUGGGGUUCAGCUUUAUCCUGCGACACUGAGGAGGUCAGGCUCACAAAGUCUGCUUUCGAGGUCAUCACCCCACACUCACAAAGAACUCAGAAUGGGAGAGACACUUUAGAUUACUCCAACACUGGGCUUAUGCUCACCUGCAGUGAUUUACCAAAAGGAAUUAAUAUUUUCAUUUUAAAUAGAAAGUUAGGGAAAUACAAGUGGAGUCCCCUCUUACCUAUCAGUACUGCCAUGUGUUCACUUCCUCUGUGGGAAGCUGGACAGGAACUGUAAGGAUGUUGGUUAGCAUCCCAGCCUAGGAAAAUCAUCUACAGCUCACCAAAAAGACAGAGAUUUUCUCUUGCAUUCUUAUAUACUGGGUUGCAUAUUUCUUCAUAAUGGACCUGUAAGUAACUAAAGCCUUGGGGACUAAUGGUUCUCUAAAAUAUUCAGCUAACCAAAAGAGAAGGCUAAUUUUUUGAAUAAUGUCAGACCAAAAAAAAGAUGAAAAAAGUAAAUCUGAAUGCCUGAAUAAAAUCAUUUCAAGGAUGAAAGUGCAUGUGUGAAUUAAGGGUAAAUAACUCUUUGCCACUUAAUUAAAUGAGUCUCCAGUUCUCAUCAGGAUAAAACUGAAGGACAAUGAAUGCCUUUUGGGUUUUUUAAUCUUUUAAAAUUGCACUUUAUAGCACUUCAUAAGAGACGAUUGUCUUAAUUAAAGCCAUAAAAUACCAAUAAUACAUAUAUUCAGGUCUUCUGAAUAUAGUAAAUCAAUAAGCAGUUCACAAGUCAUUUCUGUUUUGUAUUGUUUGUUGUAAAUUGGAGUUUUAUCUGUUCUAUUUUAAUUAUCUAUAAUUACUGUUCUAGACAAUCCUAAUCUACUAAUAAAUUUCAGAUGUGUACUUUAAUAAAACUGAAAAAUCAAAGAAAUUAUUCAUUUCACAAAAGCAUUCUUCAUUUUAAAAAUAGGUUGUUUUACAUUUCCUUUAGAUAGCAACUGUAGUAUCAGAAUACUACAUUUUGAAAAUAUUUCCUUUUAAAAAUUAUAGGUUAACUGUUUUUCAGGAACUUUUCUCAUGCAAAGCAAAGUUCACCCAUAUGGAGAAUGAAAUGUAUAAUUAGCAAACAUACCUGGGAAAUUUAAGAUGUGUUUGAGUUUUUAUAUAAAUAUAGGAAACGUCUAAGAAGUUCCCUUAUAAAAAUGGCAAAUAGAGAUAUAAACUCAUCAAUAAUUUCUUAUAACUAAAUUAGUAACCUUUCUGAGGAAGACAUAUAAAACAGCAGAUUUCAUAAUGCAUCAGGUGAUUUUCCCCCUUUCCUACUAAAAUACACAAUUUCUGGCCUACUAUGAUGAACUUUUUGCAUACAUACAUACAUAGAUGUCUAUACAAAUAGAAACUUUAAUCUUUUACUUCAUUGUAACUUUUUAUAUAAUUUGAGUGAAAGCUAAUAAUGUAUUUUUAAACAAAAUAAUAUAUAAAAAGCACUUAAUAGCCUAGAAAUGUCUACCACAGCUGGAUACCUAAAUUAUCUACGUAGAAUAAGCACAUGUAUUAAAUUGGACAACCCAUCAAUUUCAUGCUCAGAUAGCCAACUCGUCCUCAAGAAAGGGUAUCAACACAGAGCCAGUGGCAUCCCUCCACUGGGAGCUGUUUCGGAGACUGAGGAGUCUCUACAAAGGGCAAAGACCCUGUCUGGAAGAGGGAGUCCCGUGUUGAGGGACCUGCAGACCCUGUAUGCAGAGUCCGCCACUGUGCCCUGCAUCUGGCUUUGCCCCUUCAUCUGCUUUAGUUUGGGGAAAAAACAAAUGAAACCCACAAGCAACAGCUCCCUUCUUCAAACUGCAGACUCAAAACAUGUUGAAUCAGGGGCUGGGGAUUUAGCUCAGUGGUUCUGCCCCCUACCUUGAAAGUGGAAGGUCCUGAGUUCGAUUUCCAGUACCAAAAAAAAAAAGUGUUGAAUCAAACCUAAGAGUAGCCAACUGGUUUAAUGAAGUUUCUGCUAGCACUAUAGGAAAGACAAAUUAUACUUUUGUUAUUUGCAUAUUUUUAAACAGAAAAAAAGUUAGCAGCAUUGAUUCCAAAAUGGACAUUUGCCCUAUAACAUGUAAACUCUUUUUUGGACAGGUUCUGUU